AUGAAUGAAAAUACAGCAGUUAAGAUAUACAAUAACAUUACGUUAAGGUCAUUAUCGGCGUAUCAGCUCCUAUCAUAUCGUGAGAAUAUGUGUGAAUUGUUUCAGUUGUUGGAUGAUUCAGAGAAACAUGGAGCCAUAGUCAACGACAAGAGACAAGAAAGGACAUUGCAAUCUAUGAAAGAGCAAAUAGAGGCCCUAAAAAAAGAGAGCGAUUAA
This is a messenger RNA of Vanderwaltozyma polyspora DSM 70294, 216 nucleotides long. RefSeq names its product Htl1p (gene HTL1). Bases 1 to 216 code for a protein of 71 amino acids. The transcript has a single exon. Lineage: Eukaryota; Fungi; Ascomycota; Saccharomycetes; Saccharomycetales; Saccharomycetaceae. The record is from RefSeq and is a predicted model, not a curated record.